Messenger RNA from Brachypodium distachyon (stiff brome), 756 nucleotides. RefSeq lists its product as uncharacterized. The record is from RefSeq and is a predicted model, not a curated record. The coding region runs from base 208 to 579 and encodes 123 amino acids. The transcript has a single exon. Gene Ontology annotation, biological process: response to auxin. Lineage: Eukaryota; Viridiplantae; Streptophyta; Magnoliopsida; Poales; Poaceae.
CGCAAAAUACUACGGGAGUAGCUCCAACGGCUCAGCCCGCCCACGAUCCCGUCUCAUAUAAACGAGCUCCCCACGCCCUCUCCGUGGAAUCCACUCGCCCCACCCACAGAAGUAGAAGGCGUCCAAAUAAGCAGAGGAAUCCUUCAAGAAACAGAGCCGCCCAGCAAGCAGAGGACUCUCUGUCUCUCUGGCUCUGCAAUCUCCGCCAUGGCCGGCUGCUGCGUCUUCUUCCUCCGGUGGCCAUCAACUUCUCCCGCACGCCUCGGGUACCACUCCCUCGACGACGAGGCAACCGCCGCCGCCGCAGGCCCGUCGUCGUCGUCCCCGGUGACGGUGGUGGUGGGGAAGGAGCGGCGGGAGUUCGCGGUGGAGCAGCUGGUGCUGGACACGUACCCGUUCCGGGUGCUCCUGGAGACGGUGCCGAGGAAGGAGGAGCGGAGGGGGGGCAAGGCGCUCUUCCUCGACGUCGACGCCAUCCUCUUCGAGCACAUCCUCUGGCUCGCCUGCCAGCGCUCAUCCGUCUCGCUCCUCCACCUCGACCUCCGGGAGAUCAUCGACUUCUACUCCCAGGACGCCUGACGUUUCUGCUGAUUUCUUCAUCGGUUGUUUCCUUUUGUUUUCUUCUUCUUUUUCUGAUGCUAAUGUGUAUACUAAUGAUGAAUGAAUCCCCUGUUACAAAUUAUAUAUGGGAAGAGACAAACCGUAAAAUAGUGAAAUGUAAACUCGCUUGAUCUCUGAAUAUUCAGUUGCAUUGCA